AUGAAAACAAGGCAGUCAACGUCUCGGGUCUCUCGGAUUGUUGGCGACAUCGAUUUUCAUGCCGCUAGUCUCAGGGCCGGCUGGGUCACUCCUGUUCCUGGGGGUGUGGGCCCGCUCACUGUGGCAAUGCUAUUCUCCAACACUCUUAAUUCCGCCCUCUGGCGGCUUGGUCUGUCGCUGUUCUCACCUCUCCUGCAUAUUGGCUCGAUGAAAAGCUAA
Protopolystoma xenopodis is the source of this 219-nucleotide messenger RNA. Lineage: Eukaryota; Metazoa; Platyhelminthes; Monogenea; Polystomatidea; Polystomatidae. The record is from the annotation of a GenBank genome assembly.